UCAGCUGAAAAUAUGCACUCAGGAAUUAAGUUGCUGUACAAAUAACAUGGAAUACAAACUUGCUACGUUAGCUCGAAUCAAAUUUGACCAAAAAUUCAAGAAAAUUAUCACAAAACUGAAGAAUUUAUUUAUUGAACAGACAUAUGAAGUUGAUGAAUUUUUUAGAGAACUACUUAAAACCUCCAAGAGAGACUUUCAUGAAAUGUUUUUGAGGACUUAUGGCUUAAUUUAUGAUACAAAUUCAUAUAUAUUUCAAGAUAUGUUUGAAGAUCUUGAAAGGUAUUACAUGACGGGGAGAAUAAACUUAGAUAAAGCUAUGGUACAUUUCUUUCAAAGAUUAUACAAAAAGAUGUUUCAGGUGUUAAAUAGUCAAUAUCAGUUUAGCGAGUCAUAUCUAAAAUGUAUUGGUGCGUAUAUGGAUGAUAUGAAACCUUUCGGAGACAUUCCAGACAAAUUAACUGUAGAAAUCAAGAAAUCUUUCAUUGCAAUUCGAGCCUUUGUUCAAGCAUUAAGAAUAGGACAUGAAGUAGCAAAGAACAUGUUAAAAGCAGAAUUAGCUCUCGAAUGCAGUAAAGCUUUAAUGAAAAUGACCCACUGUUCUCAUUGUCAAGGACUUCCAUAUUUAAAACCUUGUGGUAAUUAUUGUUUGCAUGUAAUGAAAGGUUGUCUUACUUAUCACAUGGAAAUACAUUUAAGCUGGAAUGAAUAUGUAGAAUUGUUAUUAAUGCUGGCGACACGUCUGGAGAAUUCAUUUAACAUAGAAUCGGUGGUUGAUCCGAUAGACAUCAAAAUAUCAGAUGCUAUUAUGAAUUUUCAAGAAAAUGGAGCAGUUGUUUCUCGAACGUUAUUCGAACAUUGCGGAAAACCGAAAUUAAAAAAACGGAGCACAGAAGAAAAUCUCAAAUUUAAAACUAUAAAACUAAUUAAUCAAGAUAAUAAAACCCACACUUCCCAAGCAAAUAAAAAUAAUUUGGAUUAUUUAAUACAAGUCAUUAAGAAGAGAGUUAAACAGCACAGAAAAUUUUGGAUAGAAUUACCGCAGAAGAUGUGCAAAAGUUACAGGGCAGUAAAUUACACGCACCAAAGGAAAAGCUGUUGGAACGGAUUGGAAAAAGCGAGAUACGAGGGUGGCUUGAAUAUGGACGAAAUUGUGGAACCCAAAUACAGGCCUGAGAUAUCCGUUAAUAUGUCUCGGCAGGAUAAUAUCGUCAACCGUCAGAUCAUACGACUGAAAUUAAUAUCCACUAAAAUGAAACAGGCAUUCAAUGGACUGGAUAUUAACUGGGAAGAUUCGGAAUUCGAAUUGAAUUCGGGAGGAAGCGGAAACAGGGACGACAUCAUCGACGAAGAACGGGACGACGUUUCCGACGAAACGGACAUUGCUUAUUUCGAUUUUCCGGAUCCGGUUUUCUGGUCAACGCCGAAAUCGAUCCGUUCGGGCACCCCGGUUAACCGAGAGUCCACACUUUUAAUCAUCAUUUUCGUCGUCUUUUUUAUUUAACAAUUUUGCGUUGGAAACACGUUAAAUGUAAAAUGUUGUAAAUGUUUUUAUUAUUAUUAUUAUUUAAUUGGAUCCUUUAUUUCCAUCUUUUGUAAUAAAAUUAUUUUUAAACCGAUCGACUAUCAGGUUUUUGUCUUUGAUUAGGGACUUCCGAUACGUCUGUAUCAAAGUUGCUGGCCUACAAUAAUAACGAAUGACGCGCGUUACGUUCGUAACAACGCCGAGAAAUCGAACCCCGAACCUCAAUACAAUUUACGGUCGAGUCGGUCGAACUUUGACCCACAUCCGC
This is a messenger RNA of Centruroides sculpturatus (bark scorpion), 1790 nucleotides long. Its product is annotated as glypican-6-like. The record is from RefSeq and is a predicted model, not a curated record. The coding region runs from base 47 to 1501 and encodes 484 amino acids. NCBI's taxonomy places the organism in Eukaryota, Metazoa, Arthropoda, Arachnida, Scorpiones, Buthidae. The transcript has 8 exons. Gene Ontology annotation, cellular component: plasma membrane; cell surface; synapse. Gene Ontology annotation, biological process: regulation of signal transduction; cell migration; regulation of protein localization to membrane.